CGUCACCGUUCGUCACAGGGAGUGUCCGGCGAUGUAGCGUCGCGUUUGGUGGUCAAACGCUUGCGCUUUUAUUUGAUACAUUUUUUAUUUCUCCCCUUUCGGAAGUUUAAUUCGUCUCAUUAUACGAGGUCCGGCGAGUUUAAAUAAAUAUCGUAAUCCUGAUUCUUCACAGUGAGCAUUUUGAUCGAGUGGUUGAAAGGAGCGGACGGGGAGUGAACACAGGUUAACAAGAUGAUCACCGGGGAGUGUCAUCUUUGAGCUGUCGAUUCCAUCGGUUCGGAUAACCUGUUUUUUUCCAUAAUUACAUUCCUACUUAUCUUCGAUUAGAGUUAAUGACAGUAUCGUGUGCUACAAUUUUGUGGAAUUUUUAAAAUGUCCGUUGUGUGAUUGCAAAAUGUCCAGAAUGGUCUCUCACUUAUUGAACACCGUGGUGUUCUCGCUGAUCCUUUCGCUCCCCGCAUUUGCGCAAAAUAUUUUGUACGGCGAGCUAGCGUAUGAGUGCCCCCAAAAUUGGAUACGCUUUCAAGAAUCGUGCUACCGUUUUAUCAAGAGUCCGCUGAGGCCGCGGGAGGAAGCACGAAGGAACUGCCAAGCGUUUCAAAGUGAUCUGCUUACCAUCAACUCGUUGGAGGAACACGGAUUUGUGCUCUAUCAAUUGCUAUGGCAGGAUCCACAGCAUCGUAGAUGGUAUACUGGAGUGAAACUCCAGGGUGGCCUAUGGAUGAAUGAGGGCGAUACUACAACCUUGAUAAACAUGGACAAUGCCUUCCUGCCUGAACCCAACGAUAACAUAAUAGGAAGGGAUUACUUGGCCUAUUCGUUCUCUAAUACUCUUAAACGUUGGGGAUUGGAGAAGGUCACUGGCAGGGAGGAACUUUUGUAUAUCUGCGAAGCGUCUAUCAUCACCCUUCAUAACUUAGUGGAAGAUGACCGCACUUACCAAUAUGGUAUUGAUAUUGAUAACCCUCUUCAGAUACCCAGAGGGCCUUAUUUCAUAAAACAGCCCGUGAGCAAGGUAUUUGAUGUGUCGAAGAGGAGGAUAAGUAAUGACGUCUCACUGAGCUGUCUGGCAGGAGGCUAUCCCACUCCGACGUACGAAUGGUUCAAGGAAGAUUAUGAGAACGACCGACUUAUUGCAACGAGAAUAAAUCCCCUUGCAAAUAACAGGUAUACUGUGAGUGGCGGAACACUGAUCAUCUACGAGCCAGAACAGGCGGAAGAUCGGGGCUCUUACCACUGCAAAGCAACCAACAAAUUCGGUACUAUUAUAUCUGAAAGUGUUGAGCUGUCGUUUGGAUACAUCCUAGAGUUUAAUUUAAAACGUUCUGAGGAACACGGAGAUAAUCAUUGGGGUAAAGCAGUCUACUGUGAUCCGCCGCAACAUUUUCCUGGCGUGAAAUACUAUUGGGCGCGCGAUUACUUCCCCAAUUUCGUCGAGGAAGAUAAACGUGUGUUUGUCUCGCACGACGGAGCGCUCUACUUCUCUGCAUUGGAAACGAUCGAUCGAGGAAACUAUUCGUGCAAUGUUCAGAGUGUCGCAUCCGAUACCGGACGUAACGGACCAUUCUUUCCAUUAAGAGUGGACAUGCACUCCUCUUUCCAGCAGUUGAAGUUCCCGAACAAUUUUCCGAAAGCGUUUCCGGAAGCGCCGGUAGCCGGAGAGGAAGUCAGGCUUGAGUGUAUCGCGUUUGGAUAUCCUGUUCCGUCGUACAAUUGGACGAGGAGGGAUUCCACUUUGCCACGUGGGGCAUAUACAGCGAAUUAUAAUCGAGUACUGAUAAUACCGCGAGUGCGCGUGGAGGAUCAGGGCGAGUACGUUUGCCGGGUGUACAACGAACGAUUGUCAAUCGAGAAUUCUGUGCAAUUGACGGUACAAGCGGCGCCCAACUUUACUAUCCCGCUGGUUGACAAGCACAUGGACAACAGGGCAGAUCUAACUUGGACCUGCGAAGCGUUCGGCAUACCAGACGUCACCUACAGUUGGUUCAGAAACGGUGAGCUUCUGGAUAUGUAUACUCUACCGCCCGAAGAUAGGGAUCGUUACACCGUACAAGAUAAUGUCCUGAAUAUAAGGUACCUGGAGCCUGAAAGAGAUCAGGCUAUGUAUCAGUGUCGCGCGAGAAACCAGCUGAAGACUACGUACUCAUCAGCGCAACUUCGAGUCUUGUCGUUGAAACCUUCUUUCAAGAAACGGCCUAUGGAGUCCGAAACUUACGCGGCGGAAGGAGGUAACGUCACAAUCGUGUGCAAACCCGAAGCCGCGCCCAGGCCUCAAUUCGUCUGGAAGAAAGAUGGCAACGUGAUUGGAUCGGGAGGUAGACGGAGAAUCCUGGAAACAGGAAACCUCAUUAUCAGUCCGGUAUCGCGAGAUGACGAGGGGACGUACGUGUGCACAGCGACCAAUCAAUAUGGCAGCGACGAGACUCGUGGACGAUUGAUCGUGCUACGAGCACCGCAGUUUAUCGAAAGAUUGCCACCACGCCUAAUCAUGUCGUACAAUUACAAUCAGACGCUGCGUUGCUUGGGCCAUACAGACGAAAUGCUGGACGUUGCGUACAUCUGGAAGCACAACGGUAUGCGUAUCCGCGAUAAGGACCUGCGAAACAAUCCGCAUUGGAACAUCGAAGGCGAGUACCUGGACAUUAUAAACGCUACGUUUGCUGAGGCCGGCGAGUACGAGUGCAUCUUGAAGAGCGCCGUCGGCGAAAUAUCAAGCACAAGUUUUGUGAUCGUGGAGGGCCCACCGGGGCCGCCCGGUGGUGUGCAAGUUGUGAACAUCGUCAAGACCUCGGCCACGUUGCGAUGGACCGACGGUGCUUGGAAUGGCAGGCCUAUAGCUAUGUACACAAUCAAUGCACGAACGAACUGGAAUCGCACGUGGUUCCCCCUCGUAGAGAAUAUCACAGCUAUCGAGACGGAUAGAUACAAUGGACGAAAGGAGGCAUUCUUGGAGAAUGUUUUGAAUCCUUACUCCACGUACGAGUUUGCUGUGCUGGCGUUCAAUGUACUCGGCUAUGGUCCACCGUCAUCCCCAUCGCCUCAAUACAGCACUCCAUCCGAUAAGCCGACGAAAGCACCAUCAAAUAUCAGCGGUGGCGGAGGAAAGAUCGGCGACCUUACGAUCACGUGGGAUCCUCUCAGCUCAGCUGAUCAAAACGGGCCUGGAAUUUAUUACAAGAUAUUCUGGCGCCGCAAGGGACAUGAUACGGAGUUCCAGUCGUUGUCCCUGAAGGAAUACGGCAACGUCGGCAGUAGCGUUGUGUCGAUCCAACCGAAAUAUUAUUACACGGAGUAUGAAGUAAGAGUACAGCCGAUUAAUGCGAUCGGUGAGGGUCCGAUAUCGGGAAUAGAAACGGUCUACAGCGCGGAAGACAUGCCGCAGGUCGCACCGCAACAAGUAUACGCCAUGAGCUAUAAUAGCACCAGUUUGAACGUCAGUUGGCUACCCAUCGAGCAGACCCGUGAGCGGGUACGAGGCAAGCUGAUCGGCCACAGGAUCAAGUACUGGAAGGAGAGCAAUCGUGAAGAGGAUGCCACGUACUACUUGUCGCGCACUACGCGCCCUUGGUCGCUGGUCGUUGGUCUGCAACCGGACACGUAUUACUACGUGAAGGUGAUGGCCUACAACACUGCCGGAGAAGGUCCGGAGAGUGAGCGGUACCUGGAGAGAACAUACCGCAAAGCGCCGCAGAAACCGCCAUCCUCAGUGAAUGUGUACGGCGUGAACCCGUCAACGGUGAGAGUCGUCUGGCGUUACGUGCAACCGAGUCUGGAGGAGGAGCCGCUAAUCGGAUACAAGAUACGCGUGUGGGAGGUCGAUCAGGAUAUGAGUACGGCGAACGACACGAUUAUACCAGGCGGCUCCAAGCUCGAGGCCGACAUCAAGAACCUGAGUCCCGGCAAGGCCUACCACUUGAGAGUGCUCGCAUUCAGCAACGGCGGCGAUGGCCGGAUGUCGAGUCCCACUCAUACAUUCCAGAUGGGCGACGCCGCUGCCUUCAGAAGCAGCGCCGGGAGCAAGGUCCUGGAUGCCGCUCUGGGAGUAACUAUGUUAUUGUUAAUCAUGCUGCGAGUUCUUAGCCGCUCGAUGCGUUCAACGCAGCUCCUCAGAAAAACCACAGAAAUCGUCUGUGUGUCGAGCACGAGGAAUUUGAAUCUGAUGGAGUAUCAGAGUAAGGAGCUUCUACGGGACUCCGGUGUAUCAGUACAGAAUUUUGCCAUCGUAGACGACCUAACCAAGACGGGUUCUGCGCUGGCAAAAUUACAUGCGGAUGAAUACGUCAUUAAAGCUCAAGUCUUGGCUGGUGGUCGUGGUAAAGGUUGGUUUGACAAUGGAUUUAAAGGAGGUGUACACCUUACCAAAGACCGUAAUGCCGUUGCAAAUUAUGUGAAGAAUAUGUUAGGUCAUCGGCUUAUUACCAAACAGACCUCAAAGGACGGUAUACUGGUGCAGAAAAUCAUGAUAGCCGAGUCGGUGGAGAUCGCGCGCGAGACCUACCUCUGUAUACUCAUGGAUCGGCAGCAUAAUGGUCCAGUGCUGAUAGCGUCUCCGGCGGGUGGGAUGGAUAUCGAGGCAGUUGCUGCAGAACGUCCUGAACAAAUUAAAACCGUUCCAUUGGACAUUUAUCAGGGAAUCAAUGACGAAAUAGCAAGGGAUGUAUGCGUAUUCUUGGGAUUCUCGCGUCCGGAUGUCCUCGAGAGAGCUAUCUACGAGUUGAAAAAUUUAUGGAAGCUGUUCGUGGACAUUGACGCUUUGCAAAUCGAGAUCAAUCCGCUGGUAGAAACAACUGACGAGCAGGUGGUAGCGGUAGACGCGAAAAUCGCGUUCGACGAUAAUGCACAAUUUAGGCAGCAGGACCUCUUUGCCUUGGAGGAUGUCAGUGAGAAAGAUCCCAGGGAAGUUGACGCCUCGCGAUUUAAUUUGAAUUAUAUCGGUAUGGACGGCAACAUAGGGUGUUUAGUGAAUGGUGCUGGUCUGGCUAUGGCUACGAUGGAUAUUAUUAAAUUAAAUGGAGGAUCGCCAGCGAAUUUUCUGGAUGUCGGCGGUGGUGUGAAGGAGGACCAAGUCUUCCAGGCGUUUAGGAUUCUCAGUGAAGAUCCAAAGGUCAAAGUUAUCCUCGUCAACGUUUUCGGCGGUAUCGUGAAUUGCACGACAAUAGCAAAGGGAAUUGUCGCGGCAUCGCGUAACUUGGGACUGAAAAUACCGCUUGUUGUAAGAUUAGAAGGCACCAACGUGACUGAAGCCAAGAAAGUUUUAGCUGAUUCCGGAUUGCCAAUUGUCACGGCUAACAACUUGGAUGAGGCGGCGAGGAAAGCGGUAAUUUCUGUAAAAGCGUAAUUGCAUGUCGAUACGACGAUACAUCAUUAUCGUCGGCUUAUGAUUAAGACUGGGAAUCUGUAGUUUCAAUGUAAGACAACAAUAACUUCGUGGCGGGGCAACUCGAGGUGGGAAAUCAUUUACACGAUCUUUUUUUUUUAUAUAACAGAACAUAUCCAAGUAGCUUCCACAUUAAUUUUUCACAGCGUUUGGAUUUUAAUAUUCACACGUAUACAAAUACGCGUACUCCUAAACACACGCGGUACUUUUCUACAUGUUUUUAUUCAACUGCGGGAUGUUUUAUUUGUUGCAGCUUUAAUUUGUUCAUUGUUCACAGUUAUGUGUAUAUAUUAUCUAAAUUAACAUCAUUUAACUAACGUUAUCAAGAUUCUAAAAAAACUUCACGCUCUAUUAUUUUGGCGAGGUAAGAUUCUGUAUUUUCAUGAAAACUAUAUAUAUAUAUAUAUAUAUAUAUAUAUAUUCUUCCUUUUAACGAGAUUCAGAUAACGGCUUUAAAGUUUUCAUGAAAAUACAGAAUCUUACCUCGCCAAAAUAAUAGAGCGUGAAGUUUUUUUAGAAUCUUGAUAACGUUAGUUAAAUGAUAUAACAUGAUAUAACAAAAUUGAUAAGUCCACAAACACAUGUUCCAACAAAAAUUAGUUUCGAAAUGAAUAUUUCAAGACGUAUUUAACCGAUACAAAUCUAUAUAUCAGAAUUAUCUCUCUUAGAUCCUGAUUUUGCAUAGAUGCAGGACAGAUAUUAAACAUCUAACACAGGUAAAACAAUACAAGAUGAUUAUAUAUAUAUAUAUAUAUAUAUAUAUAUAUAUAUAAUAAUCUUGUAUUGUUCAACUGCGGGAUGUUUUAUUUGUUGCAGCUUUAAUUUGUUCAUUGUUCACAGUUAUGUGUAUAUAUUAACAUCAUUUAACUAACGUUAUCAAGAUUCUAAAAAAACUUCACGCACUAUUAUUUUGGCGAGGUAAGAUUCUGUAUUUUCAUGAAAACUUUAAAGCCGUUAUCUGAAUCUCGUUAAAAGGAAGAAUAUAUAUAUAUAUAUAUUCUUCCUUUUAACGAGAUUCUUGAUAACGUUAGUUAAAUGAUGUUAAUUUAGAUAAUAUAUACACAUAACUGUGAACAAUGAACAAAUUAAAGCUGCAACAAAUAAAACAUCCCGCAGUUGAACAAUACAAGAUUAUUAUAUAUAUAUAUAUAUAUAUAUAUAUAUAUAUAUAUAAUCAUCUUGUAUUGUUUUACCUGUGUUAGAUGUUUAAUAUCUGUCCUGCAUCUAUGCAAAAUCAGGAUCUAAGAGAGAUAAUUCUGAUAUAUAGAUUUGUAUCGGUUAAAUACGUCUUGAAAUAUUCAUUUCGAAACUAAUUUUUGUUGGAACAUGUGUUUGUGGACUUAUCAAUUUUGUUAUAUCAUGAAUGUACAAUGUAGAACUCCAGUUUAUUUAUUUGUGAUAUUUGAUUAUAACUUACGUUGAUUAGUUAUUAUGCGUUCAUGAUUUGUUUCCGCGGUCCAGUGCUAAAUAAUAAAUAUUCGAUUGCAUCACCCCCGUGUAGUUGAAGCUGACUACUAUGCGAGUCGCGUUCUGUAUGUAUAUGUAUAUGUAUAUGUACAUGCAUAGUCUGAUAUGUAUUGUAGUUUCCUUUUUUAAUUUUUUAAUUCUGUUGUAUAUACAUUUAUUUCUGCUAAAUUUAAAUCGGUUUAUAUUAAAAUGUAAAACAAAUAUAUUUUCUAUUAAAUCUUUCCAACAACCCUAAUUUUAUGAUUCUUGUGUAAUUGUAUCUUUAUUCUCAACAUUUUAGCGUAUGAAAAUCUUUCGUAAUUUUAGUUAUAUUAUUUAUUAUAUAUAUUGUUGUAAAUCUUUUGCUCAUUUGUGAUAAUUGUUGUUAAAUAUGGAAUUUAAUUUAAUGCAAUAAAACUUCAGAAAUAAAUGUUGAAACGAGAAAUGAAAAAAUCUUUUUAUGCAUUCUUUUGUGAUAUACGACGAGAGUUUCUGAAGUUUUAUUUAACUAUGCACUUGUCUAUAUUAAAUGUUUAUAAUGUAAUCUUCAAUUUACGUGGCAUUUCUUAAUUGUCAUUAUUGAGCAUCGUUUAGCGGGACGAUGAUUAGAAUUCACAGGUAAGAUUGUGACCAUCAAUUCCAAUCAUCUGAUUAAUCAUUGUUAUCGAAAAGUGCCUGACAGUCAAUUCUUGUUCAGUCAAAUCUUCAAAUUCUAACAGAGCGACAGUAAUCCUCGUGUCGAACGUGUCGAAGACUGAAUCGUGCUCAAGGCUCGCCGAUUGCGCGUGGCGUAAUGAAAGGAGGGAGGAGCAAAGGCGCGCAAUCGACUUUUAGCCCAUGUAUGGUCGCCGCGUCUUUAUAAGUAGAAACUCUUUCAGUGGACAGCCAAGUCGCUUUAAGCGCGCGGUACUUGGCCGUCUCGCAAAGAGAGAGCAUAUCCAUAUAUGGGCAACGAUUUUUAGCAUAAGGUCCCGUACAUAGCGCACGCGACUUUUUUCUACCUUUCAAACGAUGCGCGUUAGUGGGUCAUGUUCUUUAUAGAUAGGCAUGCGGACCAAUGUGCGUAAUGUAAAAAAUGCAAAAUUGUUCGGACAAGCGAAAAGAGAUUGACUUAAUUUAAGAAUAAAUUUUUCUAUCGAGCCAGCGUUUCGUCACUUUUCGCCUUUCGAACAAUUCAGCAAUGUUUUUAGGAACAUAAUAACUUCGCAUUUUAGCAUUUACAUUUAUUCUUACAUCUCAAAUAGCACAAUCAAUGCUAGAGAUAGCUCUAAAUUUAUAAGAAAUAUCAAGUUUUCUCUAUCUUUCGAAAUAUAUAUAUUGUUUGAGAUAUAUCGUGAAUGUUCUAUGCGAAAAAUCUGUAACGCUUGCGCCGAGGCGAAGUUUCGCGGUAAGACGCGACGUUUCCUACAGGAAGGAUUUCUUCCCAGAGGCGACCGCUAAAACCGCUAUCGCGUGCGUUGAAGAUCCAAGUUCCUGGUGCCGGCAAUUCAAUAUCACGACGUAUCACCCGCGAUGUACGACGCGUAACAAUGACCGUUUUAGUUUCCUCUUCAGUGUCAAGCGAGCUGGUGGACGACCGGAUUCGUUUUUGCUCUCUUGUUUCCCUCAUACGAAUAUAAAUCCGCUCCUCUCGCACGCGUCUCCUGAGGGGGAGGCUCGGCAGUCCGACGCGUGUAUGUAUUAUAUAUAGACCGGCCCCCUGCCCCUCGGCCGACGAGGGAGCGCGUACUAUUCUCGGACAACUUCACGAAUCCGAGUUACUUCUUUCGACGUGUGUUCGACUCCCGGUUUGCGGACGGCAUAAACGUCAGUAAUCGCCUGCGAACCGCUCCGUGUCGAUCGGGAGCGCCGUGUCGAUCCGAUCCGGAGAGACCGCCGCCCCUUGCUGUAACGUGCGCACGUAAGAUCGGUCCCGGUUGCAGCGAAUACCGGUUAACGCUCUGAUCGCGAUUAACUUGUCAUUUUGGAACGAGAACGUCUGCGGAAUCUGCAAUGCAGAGGAAGAAAAAGAGAUCCGAAGUGUAAAGUUAACGUUCACAGCGUGACAUUUUGAUUCCUUCCUGUAGUGCUACAUUGGGAAAUCAUAUCGAUUGUUCUCGUUCCAAAGUGUUCGAUUGAUGCGUACUUCUUUAUAUGGAUUAUGGGAAAUGUGUGGUUAAUUUAUUUAACGACUUUGGGAGACGAUUAUUUGUCACGACUGUCCAAUUUCUGAUACAAUAAGAAUUAAGCCAGUGGAUAUUUAAAUUUUUCAGUUUUGCAAGAAAUUUGUAAUUAAUUUUGAGUGAUUUUUCUGAGCGCUUCUUAUGAUGAGUAUUAUGAUCUGUGUGCGGAGAAAGGCGGGCAAUCACAUAAAUUAAUUCAAGUUCAACGACGUAGAGUUUGACCGCCAUGUUAACAGCAAUAAUAUCUCGUUAGAUUCCUAGUGCUUAAAGUGUUCCUUUUUAAUAAGAUUUAUCAGCUCUCGGCAUUUGGUUCGGAUCAGGUAUGUGUUGUGCAUGUGCGUCGAUUACGGAUUUGGAAAGCAAAAAGCACGUCUCUCAGACGUAAUUAUGACUUUGCUUUAAAGAAGAGAUGUUACAUUUGUUAGAAUUCGUAAAAAAGAUAACGAGAUCAUUUAAUUGCAAGAGAGAUUUACUCUCAUAAUUUAUUCGCAAUUUAUCUUUACAAUUUUUUUGUACAAUCCGAGUGCAACAUGCUUUUGCAGAAUGAUGAUGAUUUUAAAUGAAAUAAGAGAGAUCCGCGAGAAGAUGCGAUUUCGUCGACAGUUUUUCGUUUACUGCUGAUAGGGAAUCACUCAAUCAUGUGAGAUAAAAUAUAUUCGAACGUGAGACCUUCUUAAGAAGAAAUAUACUGUGCAUCUCUACGACGAUUGUUUUAGUUACUUACUUACUUGUAUAUUAUUCGUAUAAUUUAAUCGAAAAAUAGAUUCGAUGUGAGCCAUGUUUUGAAAUAGAAAAAGUAGGUGAUAAAAUGUUUAAAUUCGAUGACAGUUUGAUCGGUCUCUAUUUGUGAAGUGGUAUCUUGAACCUCCUUGACUUUGAAGUGUCGAGAUAAAAAAAAAACGUAUUUUAACAUCAUCGCGUCAUUCCGUAGCAGCUUUUAUAGAUAAUUAUAGAUAACAUAGUAUACAAUAUAAAUGUAUUAAAUAUAUAUCGUUACGAGUUUUAUUAAUAAUGUAAUAUUCUCUUCGGAAUUUUUAGUUAAUAUGUAAUAUAAUGAUUUCGUAGAAAUUUAUAUUUUUUUAUGCAGACAGUCGAACACUUUUUACACAUGAUGGCGGGAUGCAUUCAAUAAGAGGAUACGUUUUAUACAAUCAUUUCCUUAUUCAUUCUUGUAUUUAAUAUUAAUUUAUAUACAAUUUCUGAUUUCUUAUAAAUUAAACUGUCUCUCUGUAAUAGGAAAACUGCGAGUAAACGGUGGAAAUUGUAUUCAAGUUUCAGACAAUGUUCGCACUUAUGAAGUUCAUCUUUCGGAUGUAAUAUCAGACCUUGGAAAAAAGUCACGUAUACAUGCGCGUACCAAAAAUACCUUGGCACGCGCGUCGCGAAUCGUAAUUUAGCGUGUGUCCGAUUAAUUUUCAUUAUGAGCGUAAAAUCCAAUAAUUGUUCAAAAAACUGCAAAUUUCAUUCUAAUACGGAAUAGCUUUUCGUUUUCCGGAAUUUGCAAAUAAAUUAUUUAAUAAAUUAGAAUAUAUUAUCUUCUUAAGUUUUCCUCGAGAUUUAAAUGUAAACAUUUUCUCAACAAAGAACAUAAUAUAUAUUGAUUCAAAAACGAGUAUAGAAAGAAAGAUGUACAUACACGGGGGAAGAUGUAGCUUCCCCUGAAUGUGCCGCUAUUUAUAAUUAGGCAUUUUAUUUACGGAUAGGCCAAACGUAAGUCAUGUUGAGGAGGGACAGUUCAGCCGAACACGUGCACUUCAUUCGAGCGCGACUGAUCGAUCCGACGCACGUUCACGAACUCGAUCCAAUCAAUUGUGUAUCUGACAAUCAGAAUCUGACGUUCAUUAACAGGAAAUAAUGCGUUCGCGCUUCAUCGCUUAAAUUUCCGCUCAAAUUGUUAAUUUUCCACACACGGUUUCAUAACGAACAAUUUUAAAUUUAAUAGGAAUAGGACAGUUCUUCGUCAUUAAGUGUUUUGUAAUAUAUACGUUACAAAUUAUAUUAACACAUAAGAAUUGA
This is a messenger RNA of Ooceraea biroi (clonal raider ant), 11001 nucleotides long. Its product is annotated as contactin. Lineage: Eukaryota; Metazoa; Arthropoda; Insecta; Hymenoptera; Formicidae. Gene Ontology annotation, biological process: tricarboxylic acid cycle; succinyl-CoA metabolic process. Gene Ontology annotation, cellular component: mitochondrion; succinate-CoA ligase complex. The record is from RefSeq and is a predicted model, not a curated record. Gene Ontology annotation, molecular function: succinate-CoA ligase (GDP-forming) activity; protein binding; ATP binding.